GGUGGGGCAAGGGUCUCAACGUUUGGUGCAACCCACCGGGAGUUGGUGAACCCAAACUCAUGAUAAAUACACACACCAUCCAGUGUACAAUACAAGUCUACAACCACCCCUUCAUCAUAACCCACUGCUCAAUUCUCUAAAAAUGAAUACAACAACUGAGCUGAUUCCACCAACAAUCCAAACCAAUGAUGAAGAAGAAGAAGCAUGCAUGUUCGCAAUGCAACUAGCAAGUGCAUCUGUUCUGCCUAUGGUUCUCAAAUCAGCCAUUGAGCUCGACCUUCUGGAGUCCAUAGCUAAAGCUGGUCCAGGCGCCUAUGUGGCGCCUGCGGAGCUUGCCGCCAAGCUUCCCUCGAGCCAGCCGGAGACGCCGGUGAAGCUUGACCGCAUCCUCAGGCUCCUGGCCAGCUACUCUGUGCUGAAAUGUAAACUUCGGGAGCUCCCUCAGGGUGGAGUGGAGCGGCUCUAUGCCUUGGCGCCUGUUUGCAAGUUCUUGACCAAGAACUCUGAUGGGGUGUCUAUGGCACCACUUCUGCUCAUGAACCAAGAUAAGAUCCUUAUGGAAAGCUGGUACCACUUGAAAGAUGCAGUGCUUGAUGGUGGAAUACCUUUUAACAAGGCAUAUGGGAUGACAGCAUUUGAGUACCACGGGAAAGACCCCAGAUUCAACAAAGUCUUUAACCUCGGAAUGUCUAAUCAUUCCACUAUUACUAUGAAGAAAAUCCUCGAAACUUACAAUGGUUUUGCUGGACUCAAAACUGUGGUGGAUGUUGGUGGAGGCACUGGCGCAACUCUUAACAUGAUUCUAUCUAAGUACCCUAAUAUCAAAGGGAUUAACUUUGAUCUACCCCAUGUCGUUGAAGAUGCUCCAUCUUAUCCUGGUGUGGAGCACGUUGGAGGAGACAUGUUUGUUAGCGUACCCGAAGGGGAUGCUAUUUUCAUGAAGUGGAUAUGUCACGACUGGAGCGACGCACAUUGUCUGUCAUUCUUGAAGAACUGCUGUAAAUCACUUCCUCAGAAUGGAAAGGUGAUACUUGCAGAAUGUAUUCUCCCCGAGGCACCAGACUCUAAGCUUACAACCAAGAAUGUCAUUCAUAUAGACGUUAUAAUGUUGGCACAUAACCCUGGUGGAAAAGAAAGAACUGAGAAAGAAUUCGAGGCAUUGGGAAAAGAGGCAGGGUUCAAAAGCUUUAACAAGGCCUGUUGUGCUUAUAAUACUUGGGUUAUGGAAUAUCUUAAAUAGAAGAUCGAUCCAUCCACCUUAUCAAGUUGGGUUUGGCAUCUGCUUAACGCUCGAAGUUGUGGUCAUUUACUGGAUGAGAUAUAUGCUUUAUGAAAUAAAUUAGUGGUGAUAGUGGUGCUGGUGUUGUGGGUAUUUUGUUUUUCACUCUUUUGCGGCCCGAGGUUGUAAUAAUUCCACUUAUAUACUUCCCUCAGUCCCAAUUUAUUUGUAUUGUUUAAUUUUUAAUGAUCAAAUUGAUCAAAUUUGAUUGGUAAUUAAUAAUUAUUCUUACA
Daucus carota subsp. sativus is the source of this 1512-nucleotide messenger RNA. Its product is annotated as esculetin O-methyltransferase. Bases 143 to 1240 code for a protein of 365 amino acids. Gene Ontology annotation, biological process: methylation. Gene Ontology annotation, molecular function: S-adenosylmethionine-dependent methyltransferase activity; protein dimerization activity; O-methyltransferase activity. Lineage: Eukaryota; Viridiplantae; Streptophyta; Magnoliopsida; Apiales; Apiaceae. The transcript has 4 exons. The record is from RefSeq and is a predicted model, not a curated record.